Marmota flaviventris (yellow-bellied marmot) is the source of this 2425-nucleotide messenger RNA. It is a transcript of the gene Cog8, whose product is annotated as component of oligomeric golgi complex 8. Gene Ontology annotation, cellular component: mitochondrion; COG complex. NCBI's taxonomy places the organism in Eukaryota, Metazoa, Chordata, Mammalia, Rodentia, Sciuridae. The record is from RefSeq and is a predicted model, not a curated record. Gene Ontology annotation, molecular function: peptide deformylase activity. Gene Ontology annotation, biological process: N-terminal protein amino acid modification; peptidyl-methionine modification; intra-Golgi vesicle-mediated transport.
UUGGAGGGGAAGUGACGCAGCUGAGGAGAAGAUGGCGGCUGCAGUGACUCUCCCAUCUUCAUCCACGGCCUCGGCUACGGCAGCGGCAGCGGCAGCAGCUCUGGGAGAGGUGGAGGAUGAAGGACUCCUGGCAUCGCUCUUCCGGGACCGCUUCCCCGAGGCUCAGUGGCGGGAGCGGCCCGAUGUGGGCCGCUACCUCCGGGAACUGAGCGGUUCAGGGUUGGAGAGGCUGCGGCGCGAGCCCGAGCGCCUGGCCGAGGAGCGGGCACAGCUGCUGCAACAGACGCGCGACUUGGCCUUCGCCAACUACAAGACCUUUAUCCGUGGCGCGGAGUGCACUGAGCGUAUCCACCGCCUCUUCGGCGACGUGGAGGAGUCGCUUGGCCGCCUGCUCGAUCGCUUGCCCAGCUUCCAGCAGAACUGCAGGAACUUUGUGAAGGAAGCUGAGGAGAUCAGCUCCAACCGACGGAUGAACACCCUGACUCUAAACCGGCACACAGAAAUCCUGGAAAUUCUGGAGAUCCCUCAGCUUAUGGAUACCUGUGUCCGGAACAGCUACUAUGAAGAGGCCCUGGAGCUUGCAGCCUAUGUACGGCGAUUGGAAAGGAAAUACUCCUCCAUUCCUGUCAUCCAGGGCAUUGUGAACGAAGUGCGCCAGUCCAUGCAGCUGAUGCUGAGCCAACUAAUUCAGCAACUGAGGACCAACAUCCAGCUCCCUGCCUGCCUCCGUGUCAUUGGCUACCUACGGCGCAUGGACAUCUUCACUGAAGCUGAGUUAAGAGUAAAGUUUCUUCAGGCCCGAGAUGCUUGGCUCCGUUCCAUCCUGACUACAAUCCCUAAUGAUGAUCCCUAUUUCCAUAUCACAAAAACUAUUGAAGCCUGCCGAGUCCACCUCUUUGAUAUCAUCACACAGUACCGUGCCAUUUUCUCAGACGAGGACCCACUGUUGCCAACUGCCAUGGGGGAGCACACUGUGAAUGAGGGUGCCAUCUUUCAUGGAUGGGUGCUGCAGAAAGUUUCACAGUUCCUGCAGGUGCUGGAGACUGACCUUUACCGGGGGAUAGGAGGCCGCUUGGACUCUCUGCUGGGCCAGUGUAUGUACUUUGGGCUGUCAUUCAGCCGGGUGGGGGCUGAUUUCCGGGGUCAGUUGGCUCCUGUUUUCCAGCGGGUGGCCAUCAAUACUUUCCAGAAAGCAAUUCAGGAAGCAGUGGAAAAAUUCCAGGAUGAGAUGAAUUCCUAUACCCUCAUCUCAGCUCCAGCCAUCCUGGGCAGCAGUAACAUUCCUGCUGCUGUGCCAGCCACUCAACCAGGGACACUGCAGCCACCAAUGGUACUUUUAGACUUCCCUCCCCUUGCAUGCUUCCUCAACAAUAUUCUGGUUGCCUUCAAUGACCUGCGUCUCUGCUGCCCUGUGGCCCUGGCACAGGAUGUCACUGGUACCUUGGAGGAUGCCCUUGUUAAGGUAACUAAAAUAAUCCUGGCCUUCCAUCGCGCAGAAGAGGCUGCCUUCAGCAGUGGAGAACAAGAGCUCUUCGUUCAAUUUUGCACUGUCUUCCUGGAAGACCUUGUUCCUUAUUUAAAUCGUUGUCUUCAAGUCCUUUUCCCACCAGCUCAGCUAGCACAGACUUUAGGCAUUCCACCCACUCAGCUUUCCAAGUAUGGAAACCUUGGGCAUGUGGACAUCAUCCUUAUCCAGGAGCCUCUCGCCUUUAUCCUGCCUAAGAGAGAGGUGGUCUUCUCUCUAGAUGACAAGGAGCUAGCAUCCAAACUCACAGAUUCUGCACCGCAGCCUCCUGCUGAGGAGCCGAGAAUGGAUCCAAGAGGAGAACAGGUGGAGUGGCAGGCAAGAGGGUGGACAGCCCGCAUCAUCCAGCAUGAGAUGGACCACUUGCAAGGCUGCCUGUUCAUUGACAAAAUGGACAGCAGGACAUUUACAAACAUCCACUGGAUGGAGGUGAACGACUGAAGCUUUCCUGCUGGGGCUGAGGAUCUGGAAAGACUAAAUGCAAAUACCUGAAUUUGAGCUGGGAAUAUCUUAUUUGCCUUCAACUUGGUAUUGGUCCUGAUAUGAAAGAAAACAGUGGACUUCCAGAGCAUAUUGAACUGAGUUAGAGGAGAAUCUUAGAAAUGUUUAUUCAAGUCAGGUUUGGACAAAAUAUUGCUACAAUUUGAGAAAAAUAAUCCCCCUGAAAUGGAUGUUUCCUGACAUUUUUGUAUGGAGAGAAGAGGGGCAAGUACAUAACCAUUCUCAACAGUGAUAUCAUAAGACCUGUAUAACCUACUUCCAAAGCCAAGAUUUCAUAGUAACACAGUUCCCAAAUAUUAGAAAGCUGUGUUUUAAAAUGCAGGUAAGGGGGCUGAGGCUGUAACUCAGUGGCAGAGCACUUGCCUAGUAUUCGUGAGGCACUGGGUUCAACCCUCAGCA